AUGGAUUUGGAAGUUAAAGGUGUUGGUGCAUCCCCUCGAAGAAAGGCUGAGUUGUCAUUGAGGGGGAAGAAAUGUCAGGGUUGGAGACCAAAUAGACAGGCUACAAACAGUCCUUGCCCGCCAGAGGUGCCAUGCCUAGAUCUGGGGAGGCUGGGAGAUUCUGAUGAAGAGGAUGGGGACUCUUACAUGCCAUACACUGGAAGUUCUUCUCUUAGGUGCCAGCAAGAUUCAUCUUCAGAGUGGAGAAUGUCAUUACAGACUCCAUAUGCACAGCAUCAACAUGUCAGUCAACAUUGUGUUUUGGAGCAGAGGACAAGACCAGAAAAUCUGCCGUCCCUCAGAGACAGAUCCAAGUCGAAGCAUGGUCAGUAUGAAGCAGGUAUGAAGGAAGAAUAUAAGCAGCAUCCUCAGAGAAUUGCAGAAAAGAAAAAAGACCACCUCCAGUGUCCAGACACUUCAAUAAAGGGUACACAGCUUGAAGAUGGAGACAAUGAUUUUCUAACCCUUGAUAAGAAAGCUCUCCUGCAACAAUGCUAUACAAACAAACCUUAUAAUAUGCAGCACAACAUAAGGAAAUCAGAAGCUGAGGAUGUUGCUUCAGAGAGGAGAAAACAGGCUGUUGUAGAACAAGUUAUGGUGGAUCAAUUAUGUAGAGCUGUUAUAAGUGAUCCAGAGCAGUCCACACGUUCCGAUGCUUGCAAGGAAGCUCCAGGACUUCUGGGAGUUGGGAUGGCGCCAAUGCGUUUUAGAAAAAGGACUCUCCAUGAAACAAAAAUAAGGACCAAAUCAGGACUAACUGAGAACAUGCUCUCCAACAAGCUACGCUUCGAUAGUAGGAUUAUAUCGAGAAAUGGUCACGAUGCUUGUAGGGAGUUGAUUGGAUUCUUUUUCAUGUGUGACAAAUCCCUUACUGUGUAUGAAUUUCGACAGUUUGGAAAAAACAGGACAAAUGCCUUGCCUUUCAUUCAGAAGGGAGUUUAUCAUCAUCAACGUGGACAAAGAAAGGGAAAAGCUUAUGAUCUUAGUGACUUCUACGUUGGAGCCAAUCUGACUUUCCGAAGUGUCGAUCAUAACCUUCCAGAAAGUGUUAAGCAGAACCCUUUCUUCACCCUUCGUGUGAUAAGUAUUGAUGAAGCAGCUAUGGAUUAUCUAAAAGCUUCCUCUGUGGAACUCAAGGAAGAAUGUUCCAGGCAAGUAGUUGAUGACAGUGAAGUUUUCAAGAAGAUUCAAGGUAUAUUCAGAGAAACACUAAGUAAAAGAGGAUUUCGGGUUAUAACAGGCUUAGGAAAGUAUUUCCGACAAAUGGACAAGAACAGAAAUGGUCUUCUCUCUCGGGCAGCCUUGAAAGAAGCUCUAAAAGUAUUCCAUUUGGAAAUGCCUGAAGGGGACUUUGAAUCCUUAUGGCUUAUUCUUGAUGACAGCAAGAAUGAUAAGGUCGACUAUGGAGAAUUUACUCAUGCCAUAUUUGGAGAAAUGAAUGAAUAUAGGAAAACAUUUGUAAGAAAAGCGUAUAUGAAACUAGAUUUCAACAAAACUGGGAGUGUGCCUAUGGUAGAUGUCAGAAAAUGUUACUGUGCAAAGAAACAUCCUCUAGUAUUGGCAGGCAAAACUGCAGAAGAAGAAAUUAAAUCAUCAUUUCUAGAAGCAUUAGGAGAGUCCUGCAGCAACCCCAAUGAAGUGUCCUAUUCUGAGUUUGAAGAUUACUAUGAAGGAUUAAGUUUUGGAAUUGUGGGUGAUGAUGAUUUUGUUAAUAUCUUAAGGAAUUCAUGGGGAAUUUAGAGUGGAAGAUGACAAAAAAGAAGAAGGGACACUUUCUAAAC
Molecule: messenger RNA, 1820 nt
Organism: Camarhynchus parvulus
Lineage: Eukaryota; Metazoa; Chordata; Aves; Passeriformes; Thraupidae
Gene: CAPS2
Product: calcyphosine 2
Exons: 17
Coding region: 1-1779 (592 amino acids)
Molecular function (GO): calcium ion binding
Source: RefSeq, a predicted model, not a curated record